Molecule: messenger RNA, 2076 nt
Organism: Dujonia railenensis
Lineage: Eukaryota; Fungi; Ascomycota; Pichiomycetes; Serinales; Debaryomycetaceae
Source: the annotation of a GenBank genome assembly
AUGCCUGAGUUUGAUGAUGUCACUCAGCCUCCUCAUUAUCGACCACAGCUUGACUAUAACCCUGUGUCUGUAAUUGAUAGGUACACGGUAUUGCUUAAAGAUGGUGAGACAACUGCAACAAUUUACCCGAUCCAUCUGAUAAAUGAACUUCCACCUGGCUUGUUGGCAUUUUUAUGUGAUGAGUUCAAUAUGGAGAUCGAGAGGGGAGAUACUUUCCCAUUCUUUGAUACUUUGCACAUCGAGACUUUCCAGAACUAUUGGUUUGGCUCAUUUACUGCAGUGAUGGUGUUGGGUGAUAUGCCCACGCUACAGGGCGCAAGACAGUGGGAAAAGGAAUGCUUAGGGACAUUUUUCGUAAAACCAAAUUAUCCUGGUAGAUGUCUGCAUAUAUGUACCGCUGGGUUCCUUGUGAAUGCAGGUAUUCGAGGGAAGGGUAUUGGUAGAACAUUGGCAGACUGCUACUUACAGUGGGCUCCCAGAUUAGGUUAUACGUAUUCAAUAUUUAACUUGGUAUUUGAAAGUAACGUCGCCGCAAGAAGGAUAUGGGAAUCCCUAAAUUUCAAGAGAAUCGGUAGAGUUAAGUCAGCUGGGAUCUUGAAGGGCCAUGAUACCGCAGUGGACGCGAUAAUAUAUGGCAGGGAAUUAAUUAACUCAUCUGAUCCUGCCAUUGGAGCAUAUAGAUUCGACAAGAUCAAGUUCUACUUGGAGACUGGAAGAUAUCCUGCCAUGGCUGAUAGGCAAGAAAAGUCAAGAUUACGUUCAUCUGCUUCACAUUACAGAUUGGACAAUGGUAGAUUGAUGUUGAAGGGUAGAGAAGUGAUUUCUGAUCCAGUAAAGCAGUUACAAAUAUGCAAUGAAAUUCAUAUGACAAACCAUGGUGGUAUCAAUAAAACUACCGCGGCGAUCACUGAGAAGUAUCAUUGGACCAGAAUUAAAGAUACAGUUGCUACUGCCAUUAAAAUAUGUCCAGAAUGUAGAGAUCCUACGAAGGACCAGCAAGAUCAACAGCAGCAACAGCAACAACAGAUUCCUUCACAUGCCCAACAUCUUUCUCAAUCGCAACAUCUCAGUUCUUUGCAGCAUCUCGAGCAGCGUCCACAUGUAAUAAAAAGAAACAAUAAUUUAUCUCAAGGGGUUAAGAAAUCUGGCCCUAACGGAUCCAGUUUGAUAUCCAAUGGACAUCACUCCGUUCAAAUGAGAAAGACUAAUGGAAGUGGAAAUAGCAAUUCCGCUAAUGUUAAUAACUCCAAUGGUGCCAAUAGUAGCACUAACAGUAAUAAUAACAUUGUUAACUCUGAUAAUAGCGGCUCCGGCAGUGACAAUGGUUCGGGUGGUAAUGAUUCGAAUAAUAAUAAUAAUAAUGACAAUCGUAACAAUAAUACUGAUGGUGGUAACGACAACAAUGACAAUACUGGAAAUAGUACUAACUCAAGAUUCCGCCGUAACGAGCAUGAAGAUGUUGAGGCAAUGGUGGCUGCAGCUCAACUCCAUAAUUUACCAGGAAGACAUGAUACUAAUGAUAGUUUAUUGUCGCAUGAUUUGUCCUUAGAUGACGGUAUUAUUGCGGCUGUUGAAGCUGCUCAAAGAAGCCAACAACAGCAGCAUCCCCAAUCAUCUCACCACUCAGCUCACUUACAGCAACAACUUCUUCAACAUCAUCAUCAUUCUCAGCAUCACCAUAUAUCACACCAAACCCAACCACAACAAACACAGCCUACGUACGCCUCCGUUGCGGCGUCUGCAGCAGGUCAGAAUGGUGGGUAUGGCCAGUUCGACACUGAUUAUAAUCCUGAAGAUUUCACUCAGCAUGUACACCAGUCUCCAAAUAGAAGUGAUAAGAACAAGUCUAACAAUGAUAGCGACAAUGUAAAUAAUAUUCCUGUUGAUCCAGAAGUAUCAGCAUUUGAUGCUCAUGGAGGUGGACAUGAUGAUGGUGGAGAAGAAAUAGAAAUUGCCAGAGCCUUGAUUCAGGCUAAUGAGGUGGAUGGUGAUGGAGGACAAAAUAACGAUGAAAAUGAUAAAUCGAAUAGAGUUGAAGAUGAAGCAAACAUUUUCUUUAAAGAAAACCAGGAGUAA